AGUAAGGGGGGGCUCGGUCAGCCAGCGGGUGUUACACACUGGAACCGCAGUAAGAGAACGGCUGAUGUCUAAAGAACUCCAGUAGGUAACAGAAACUAAAUGAAGAUGGGUAACGUACGCCGAGAAAAACGGGAACUUCAGGUACCUGCCCACGAAGGUGAAAAGGAAAUCUGGAAGGGGCGGCGGGGGGAGGAGAUCCUGGAUGCUCGGAAACCUGAUGUGUGUGUGUGUGUGUGACUUGUACCAUAAACACCCGGCUGCUGGUUGGAGCGCUGUGCAAGUCCGGAGGAGCGACCCCCCUUGCACCCGGCGCCGCAAUGAGCACACCUGCUUUGUAACUCUCCUCGAGGUGUAGUUUGAUUCCAGACCCGGUUAGUAAUUUGCAUAUCAUUAUAGUAUCUGCUGUGCCAUCCUCUUCCAUUACUACACUUGCACAGGGGAAGGGUCUUCACCUGGGCAAGGGUCGUCUCGACCUGUGGGUCUGGGUUUUAGCGUUAUGGUGAAGGUGGUUCACUUCAGGACACCUUAAAAGUGAGUCUUGUUGCCAGGCUGGACGGCUGGAUAUCGGCCUGGCCAAGCUGUCCGGUGACACCCUGCACCCAGAGCCCAGGUGAGCUGGUGGUGGUCUAGGGAGUAGGGUCAGUAUGGGCUGUGGCACAGGGGCUUCGGGUAGCACAGGCUCCGAUAACAAGCACCACAGCAACUCAUCCGUGGUUGGUUAACAAGCGCUAACAUAAUUCUAACAGGGAGGUUAACUCCUUAAAUUCAAGAUGGUCCUAUAGCAAACUGUUUCACGAACACAAAAUAUAGAAAGAUUCCGUAAAAAUUUAAGAUAAUCUGCAACACCCUGGAGAAGGUGCCAGGUUGGAAUUGUCUUGUGCUUCUCACCCUGCCCUGGCAGCCACGUGAAGGACAUUGCAAGAGUUCUGCUCCCUGCUUUCUGGGGUGAGAAAACUGACCCAACACUUUUGUACUCGUACAGACUCCAGUGCUCCAUGGAGCCACCCAGGCACAGCUCAACCAGAGGCGGUGCCAGGAAGGACUUCUCUUGGUGGUUCUCACCCUGCCCUGGUAGCCAUGUGAGGGACAUAGCAAAAGUUCUGCUACCUUUUUUCCGUGGGUUAAGAUGGCAGAAUAACCAUGGGAGACUGGAAUUUCCUUGGAGGCAUUUUAGAGGAGGUCCACAUUCAUUCCACUAUUAUUGGAAAGAUUUGGCUAACGAUCCUCUUCAUAUUUCGAAUGCUUGUCCUCGGAGUGGCAACUGAGGAUGUUUGGAACGAUGAACAAUCAGAAUUUAUAUGCAACACUGAGCAACCUGGUUGUAGAAAUGUGUGCUAUGAUGAGGCCUUUCCCAUCUCUCUCAUAAGAUACUGGGUCUUGCAAGUCAUAUUUGUGUCUUCCCCUUCCUUGGUGUAUAUGGGUCAUGCCUUAUACAGACUAAGAGCCUUGGAAAAAGAGAGGCAAAAAAAGAAAGCUCAGCUAAGAGUCGAACUGGAAAGCACCGAAUUAGAAAUUCCGACUGAAUGUCGGAAAAGGCUGGAGAGAGAACUCCGGCAACUGGAUCAAAGAAAGCUAAACAAAGCACCCCUGAGAGGCUCUUUGCUCUGCACUUACGUGAUACAUAUUUUCACAAGAUCUGCUGUGGAAGUUGGCUUCAUGAUUGGGCAGUAUCUUCUUUAUGGCUUUCAUCUAGAUCCCCUUUACAAAUGUCAGAGAGAUCCAUGUCCAAACACAGUUGACUGCUUUGUGUCUAGGCCAACAGAGAAGACAGUGUUCAUAUUAUUCAUGCAAUCCAUAGCAACUGUAUCAUUACUUUUAAAUAUCCUAGAAAUUAUCCACCUAGGAUUCCGAAAAAUUAAAAUGGGACUCUGUGGGCAGAAUAAAAACAAGGAUGACCCUGACAAUUUCUACAUAAACAAGUCUAAGAAAUACUCGGUGAUACCACGCUCCUCUUUAGGAAUAUCCACACCCCCGCAAAAGACUCUUCCUUCUACACUCGGCGGUUAUGCCUUUUUAAUGGAAAAGCAAACUGAUGCUGCUGUCUACCCAGUUCUAAAUUCUCCUCCCAUGUUUCAGUACGUGCAAAAUAACCGUGCAGAAAGAAGCAGCAAUUACACCCAUUGCAAUCAGGAAAAUAAAUCGCCAAAGAAGAGGACAGCUACAAAUGCUUUAGACAAUCAGACUCAAAAUACUAGCAUAAAUAAUAACGAAGACUUGCUUGGGACUGAAGCGCAGGAUAUGCAAAAAGAAGCUGAAAAGAAACAUUUCCUUGUUAUUACUCAGAAUGCAGAUACAGCUUCAAGCACGUGCUUGAGAAGCUCUGCUGAAAUGCCGUCUCAAACUUCACUGCAACACGACACAACUUUUCCUGUUACUGGUUUCCGAAGACAACACGGAAUCAGCUCGUCUUGGAACUGCUCGGCAAUGGCUGAGAAUGCGGGAGCUUCAACAAAUUGUCUUCCAAAGAACAGAAACAGAAGACAAAGCAGUUUCAGUACAACCAAAGCCCAACCACCCUACAAUGCUGACAUAAAAAAUUCUAGCCGACCAGAGACUCCUGACUCUACAGGGGAGGUGAGCUCAGAAUCUAAACAAAGUAGGAACUGCGACAGUCCUAAGCCUUUCCCCCUGUGCAGGCGCCUGUCGCUGUCAAGUAAUGCCAGCAUCAGGCGUGCCCCCACCGACCUUCAAAUAUAGUGGGAAUAUAGCGAAUAUAUGGUGGAACCUGCCAAUUGCACUAGUCACUUCUGGGAUAAUUACUGAAUAUUGCGACAUAAGCAAGACAUGUACGAGAGUAGCUAAAUCAUCAACUUUAACCAGCUGUUUCACAGAGAUAGAAAAGAUAUGUAGCCCUUUGAAUAUUAGCUAAGUCAUUUUAAACAGUCUCUUUGCUUCCUUUGUAAUGAAAGGGUGGCCAGGACCUCAGCGUAUAAACUUGUAUGCCACCUUUCCAGCUACAAAGGCAAACACAUUGUAUAAAUCCACAAUAUGCUAGGAAAAGUGAGGCAUAAAAUCACAGCUGACUAUUUAAACUGCAGAGAAGUAGAAGACAAAAUUUACAGUCUAACAAUAUAUUUUGUGAAGACCAGUAAAUUAAAUUAGGCUAAAGCGGCCACUGGCACUCUCAGGAGAAAUUAAUUAUCGGUAAAUAUGUUUCUGCUUAACCCCUCUGAGAAUUCCAACAGAUAUUUGACAGCUGCCUGAAAGCAGGGUGUCAAACGUAUUCUGCUGUUCGAACUGUGUUAAAUGAAAAAAGAACAAAGCAUUUGAUACUUGUAUCGCUAAUUCUUUGACCCCCAUGGUACACUUUUUUUUUCAGUGUAUCUCCACUGACUUUCUCAGCAGAAAAAAAUCAAAGUGAAUCUCUUAUUGUGUACUGUUACUGUUAAAUACAUUAUUACAUUUUUAAAGCA
Messenger RNA from Falco peregrinus (peregrine falcon), 3413 nucleotides. RefSeq names its product gap junction protein alpha 9 (gene GJA9). The coding region runs from base 1141 to 2697 and encodes 518 amino acids. NCBI's taxonomy places the organism in Eukaryota, Metazoa, Chordata, Aves, Falconiformes, Falconidae. The record is from RefSeq and is a predicted model, not a curated record. The transcript is spliced from 2 exons. Gene Ontology annotation, cellular component: connexin complex. Gene Ontology annotation, biological process: cell communication.